GUCUACGUGGUAUAAAUUAAAAGAUGAUGGACACAUUCAGACAAUACGCGCACCUUUGGCAUGCCGUGCAUUUACAUGCCGGCCAUAUUUUACCAGUCUGGCGCGUUGGUGACUGCACUUUUGUGGGUCGUGUACGGCGUCAUAUCGAUCUACGUUAAUUUGCUGAUUAUACAGGGCAUGAAGCUGAUCAAAGGGAACGAGGACUAUCGGUUGUCGAUCGAGUAUGUGGGGCUGUUCAAGGAGCUGUUUGGCCGCAAGGCCUUUAUUGCGUUCGAGUGCGUCUAUCUGGCGUGCUUGCUUUGUUGUAACAUCUACAUGAUUAGAACGACGAGCCAGACGGUGGAUGACGUCAUCAGGUGGAUAGUCGGGUGUCCGGAUUGCACUUUUGGGGUUGCGCUUUACCCGGCAUUCAGCGCGGGUCGGCUUGACAUGAGUCAGGUGUACAACAGAGGCAGUAUGUACAUUAGUAUUACGUUGGGAUACGUGAUCGUGUCUUUGGUGCAGAUUCUGAUGGGGAUGCUUCAGUUCGGCGCGUUUACGGUUAUUCAGUCAUUCGGCGUCUUGCUCGUCGCGCCGGUGUCGGUCGUGGCUCUUGUCUACGAGUUUGGCAGGGUGGGAAUCAACAAGGCGGUGCCGCUGGUGGGCAGGGACUUCAGCUCCACGGUUUCGAUGAUCGCCUUCAGCUUGGCGAUCGGUGGAUUCAUGCCCGCCUGGGUCAACCAGAAGCGCUCCUACGUCGACGAGAAGAGGGUCGUGUUUGGCGUGUCUCUGGUGUCGAUGGUUUUGAACAUAGUGUUUCCCUUGUUGGCCGUCUACGCGUACGGAGAAAGUUUGGCCUCCAACAUUAGUCUGUUCGACCAUGUACUGAAAACGACCGACUCGGUUUUUGUUCGCUGUAUGAUUUAUUUGUUCGAGGUGACUUUGGUGGCUUCCCUCACGCCCAUCAACAGCAUCACACUCAAGAACAAUUUGUUCACGGAGAGCGGCUUGGGCAGAAAGCUUUCAAUCUUUUUCGGCGUUUUUUUCCAGUACCUGAUAUCCUGGGCGUUUUUGAAGGAGAACAUACUGAUGACUUUGAUACAAUACGUGACCCUGUUGUUGGUGAGCUUCGUCGGUUUCUUCUUUCCCAUCAUGAUUUACUACCGGAGUCAGUCGAUGUACUCGAAGGAUGGGAACGUGCCGGAGAGCAUGUCGACGGUCUGGCCCGGUUGGGUCGUCAGGCAAUACAGGGUGGUGACGACGGCCGUGUCGGUCUUCCUGGGGGCGUCCAUACUGGGACAGCUCUUGUACGAUUUGUACGUCAUGGUGGUGCUGAAGAGGCUGUAG
This is a messenger RNA of Schistocerca gregaria, 1326 nucleotides long. RefSeq lists its product as uncharacterized. The transcript is spliced from 2 exons. The coding region runs from base 61 to 1326 and encodes 421 amino acids. The record is from RefSeq and is a predicted model, not a curated record. Lineage: Eukaryota; Metazoa; Arthropoda; Insecta; Orthoptera; Acrididae.